Didymella exigua CBS 183.55 is the source of this 850-nucleotide messenger RNA. RefSeq names its product UPF0057-domain-containing protein. NCBI's taxonomy places the organism in Eukaryota, Fungi, Ascomycota, Dothideomycetes, Pleosporales, Didymellaceae. Gene Ontology annotation, molecular function: ubiquitin protein ligase binding. The transcript is spliced from 2 exons. The record is from RefSeq and is a predicted model, not a curated record. Gene Ontology annotation, biological process: endosome transport via multivesicular body sorting pathway. Gene Ontology annotation, cellular component: fungal-type vacuole membrane; fungal-type vacuole lumen. The coding region runs from base 92 to 592 and encodes 166 amino acids.
CAGCAUCUGCAUCCCCGCUUCUGCACUGUACAUCGCAACUGCUCAAACUACACGCAUACCCGCUCAGUUCAGCUCCGACGUAACUGCAGAUAUGUGCGGCACCGACUGUUUCCUGAUGCUCCUCAGCGUCCUCUUCCCACCCAUCGGAGUUUGGGUAAAGCGCGGUAUCUGCUCCGCCGACUCUCUCAUCAACAUCGCGCUCUGCUGUCUCGCCUUCCUUCCCGGUCUGCUACACGCCUGGUACAUCAUCCUGCAAAACCCCGACCCAUACGACAGUUACGACGGCUACGGCCCUGUGCCCGACCAAGAGGGCGGCCGCCAGGGCACCACGUACUAUGUUGUGAGCCACACCGGGCCCGCGAGACAGCAGGGUGGCAUGAACUACGGAACAGUGCCGCAGCAGCAGCAGACGGGUGUCACGAAUCAGAACGCCCCAAAGAAGGCUACAAAGGGUGGAAAGGCGGCGAACGGUGCGAGCAGGCCUGGAGAUGCGCCACAGCACUUGGGUGGUGAGGGCAGCAGCAGGGAGCCAGAGGGCCCUCCUUCUUACGCGGAUGUGAUCAAGGGCGACCACAAGGUGCAGAGUCCAUAGGUGCGCGCGCUCGAUAGAAUGGGCAUGACGGGUUUUUGCGAUGGUCAGAUGUUGUGAGAUCAUGGCUGCGUACAUGGGGCGUUCAGAGCUGGGAAACGAUAGCGAGGGCGUCUUGCUCUUAUAGUCGUUGCAUUGUAUGUAUUGUUGGAGCAUACUCAGAUCGUAUCUAUCCACCGUCGAAGUCCCGCGUACUAGGUACUUUGUCACAACCACCGUGCAUUUUCUGAUACUGGAGCGAGGAGAUUGUCGAGCGAGCCA